Messenger RNA from Gossypium arboreum, 2485 nucleotides. RefSeq lists its product as uncharacterized. The transcript is spliced from 14 exons. The coding region runs from base 107 to 2293 and encodes 728 amino acids. The record is from RefSeq and is a predicted model, not a curated record. NCBI's taxonomy places the organism in Eukaryota, Viridiplantae, Streptophyta, Magnoliopsida, Malvales, Malvaceae.
GUUUUCAAGAACAAAAAAAUAAUAAUUAAAAUUUUAAUUUUUAAAGAAAGGUUAAGCAGCACUCUGUCUUCAUUUUUUAUACAAUUUUUUAGGGAGUUUAAAGAAAAUGGCAAAAUUUAUUUUUAGGGUUUUCUUGGCUGUGAUUUUAUUAUUUUUGAGUAACAGAGUAAAUGGAAAAGCUAAUUUUAAAGAUGUUGAAGAGAAAUUAAAGCAGCUUAACAAGCCUGCAGUGAAGACCAUACAGAGUGAAGAUGGGGAUAUCAUUGAUUGCGUCGAAAUCUAUAAACAACCUGCUUUUGAUCACCCUGCAUUAAGGAAUCACGUUAUCCAGAUGAAACCCAGUUUCGAUUUAAAAGAACUGAAAAUCAACUCGAAAAAUGAGUCGUCGAAACUAACUGUGUUUCAAACAUGGCAAAAAAGCGGAAGCUGUCCGGAAGGAACUGCAGCAACUCUUGUUACAGUUGGAUACAAUUACAUAGGAGCUAAAGCAGAUAUCAAUGUUUGGAAUCCAAAUGUUGAAUCUGAAGAUGAGUUCACUACUGCUCAAAUUUGGCUUAAAGCUGGCCCUGGUGAUAAUUUUGAAAGCUUGGAAUCCGGAUGGAUGGUAAACCCACAAUUAUAUGGUGACAAAAAGACUAGAUUUUUUGCACAUUGGACUAAAGAUUCAUACAAGACAACAGGUUGCUUUGAUCUCCAUUGCAGUGGCUUCGUUCAAACAAGCUCCAAAGUUGCCUUUGGUGGAGCCCUUGCGCCUGUCUCCACUGAGUUUGGUCAACAGUAUUAUAUCAAUGUUGGCAUAUUUAUGGAUCCAAACACGAACAAUUGGUGGCUAAAAAUUAAAGAAGAUUUGAUAAUUGGGUAUUGGCCAGCAUCAAGCCUACUAUUUUACUUGAAUCAUAGUUCAACAAUAGUGUCUAUUGUGGUCAAUUUUCAAGACCCAAAGAACAGAUUUUCGUUUUUAAAGAAAAGGUUAAGAAGCACUUUGUCUUCAUUACUUAUACAAUUUUUUAGGGAGCGUAAAACAAUGGCAAAUUUUAUUUUUUGGGUUUUCUUGAUUCUGGUUUUAUCAUAUUUGAGUAACAGACUAAAUGGAAAAGCUACUUUCAAAGAAAUUCACGCAGAUGUUGAUGGGAAAUUAAAGCAGCUUAACAAGCCUGCUGUGAAGACCAUACAGAGUGAUGAUGGGGAUAUUAUCGAUUGUGUCAAUAUCUAUAAACAACCUACUUUCGAUCACCCUGCAUUAAGGAAUCACGUUAUUCAGAUGAAACCCAGUUUCAAUUUCAAAGAAAUGGAAUUCAAUUCAAAAAAUUGGUCGUCGAAGCUAACUGUGUUUCAAACAUGGCAAAAAAGCGGAAGCUGCCCGAAAGGAACUGUCCCAAUUCGAAGGAUUCGAAGGGAGGAUUUACUGAGAACAAAAUCUGUCCAACAGUUUGGAAGAAAACCUCAAGAAGUUGUCUUGAAAUCAAACACAACAAUUGAACAUAAAGAUGGUCGAUUUCCAUCUAUUAAUAGCAACGCACUCGCAUUUCCUGCUGUUGUUAACCGAUCCGCAGCAAUUCUUGUUACAGUUGGAGCAAAUUACACAGGAGCUAAAGCGAAUAUCAAUGUCUGGAACCCAAAUGUUGAAUCUGAAGAUUUCACUACUGCUCAAGUUUGGCUUAAAGCUGGCCCUAAUGAUAAUUUUGAAAGCAUAGAAUCCGGAUGGACGGUAAACCCACAAUUAUAUGGUGACAAAAAGACCAGAUUAUUUGCACAUUGGACUAAAGAUUCUUACAAGACAACAGGUUGUUUUGACCUCCAAUGCAGUGGCUUCAUUCAAACAAGCUCUAAAAUUGCCCUUGGUGCAGCCAUUUCGCCUAUCUCCAUGGAGUUAGGCCAACAGUACUAUAUCACCAUUGGCAUUUAUAUGGAUGAAAACACAAACAAUUGGUGGCUAAUAUUUGGGAAUGGUAUAGCAGUUGGGUAUUGGCCAGCAUCAACACUAAAUGCCUUGAAGAAUAGUGCAACAAUGGUUGAAUGGGGUGGACAAGUUUAUAGCUCAACUGUGAGGAAAUCGCCACACACCAAGACCGCCAUGGGGAGUGGCAAAUUUGCUUCUAGUCUAAAAGGGAAUGCAUGUUACAUGGAGAAUAUUGCCAUUGUGGAUUUCUCAACGCAACUUCAGUACCCACCUGAGGUGACCACUUUGGCUGAAGAGAAUUAUUGCUACACUGCAUUAAAUCACCAAGAUGGAUCCGAAAGUUCACCAACUUUUUACUUUGGGGGACCUGGUCAGAAUUAUAAUUGUCCAUAGAGUCCUCUAGAUAGUUUUUGUUCUUGUUUUUGGCUUGUGUCCAUGGUUUAUAUUAUAAUAAAAUCAUGGUUUGCGUAGGUGAAAGUACAAUUAACUCUCUCUAUAACAGCUCUAUUUAUCUAUUAAGAUUUUACCUAUUAUAGAGAGACAGUUGUUGUACGCCUAUAAUACCAUUUUGUUAUUGUGAGAUAA